UGUCAUUUUGCUGGAUAUCUUAUUUUUCUUAUAAAAUGUAUUUUAUGAUAAGUUCAAACAAAACAUUGCUAUUGCAAUGAUGCCGCUUGGUAACGAGUUUGUGUUUAAGACAGAGUAUAUUAAAAACAUAUUAUAUUUUGCCAUUUUGAGACAAGAUAGAGGAAUCAAAAGUAGGCCAGAUAUACAUUAUUUUAGUAUCGAUAAAGAAUUAGUCUAUGAAAAUUACUUCUCAGACUUCGGGCCCGUUAACCUCGGUUGUGUUUAUAAAUACUGUAAAUUGUUGAGUGAAAAAUUGAAAUUAUUUUUGAACAAGCAAACUAUUGUGCACUACACGUCGUCAGAUCAGAGGAAAGCGGCCAAUGCAGCCUUCCUCAUGGGCUGUUACGGAGUACUGGUCUUGGGCUUAUCUCCAAAAGACGCCUUGAAGCCUCUUACAAUGAAUGGAUCUAUUAUUUACCGACCUUUUCAAGAUGCAACUGACGGGGAUCCUGUUUUUACAAUAACUAUACUCGAUUGCCUAAAAGGCAUCAAGAAAGCUCAGGACUUGGGGUUCUUCAACCUUAAAGAUUUCAAUUACGACGAUUAUAAUCGACUGGACAAGAUAGCAGGCGGUGAUCUAAAUUGGAUAGUUCCAGGAAGAUUUUUAGCUUUUAUUGGACCGGUUGAUGUCGACUACAGCGUAAAUCUAUACCAUCCACCUGAAAUUUAUAUGGAAUAUUUUUUAGAGAAUGAUGUCAAAACGGUUAUCAGAUUGAACAAGAAGCUUUAUGAUGGAGAUGUGUUCACCCAAGCCGGAAUCGCGCACCACGACCUGUUCUUCCCGGACGGGUCGUGCCCGCCGCGGCACAUCCUCUUCAAGUUCCUCCAGCUCGGCGAGGACACGGCCGGAGCUAUAGCCGUGCACUGCAAGGCAGGUCUAGGGCGCACGGGGUCACUGAUCGGCAGUUACCUGAUCAAACACUACCGGAUGACCGCGCGCGAAGCGAUCGGGUGGAUGAGGAUAUGCAGGCCGGGCUCGGUCAUCGGCCAUCAACAGGGAUGGUUAGAGCAAAUAGAACCUUGGCUGACAAGACAGGGCAACGCCUACAGGAAAAAAUACUUUAAUGAUGAGGAUCGUAUUCCGGUGCACAAGUACGGAGUGUAUUCGAUUGCCGAAAAGGCCUUGAGAAGGACAGCUCGCUAUAAGAUUUUAUCGAGAGGCAACAACAGUCCGCCGCCGCCCAUCGAGUGGAACAUCCGGACCGAUAUAUUGUCGCCACCAAGGCCUCGGGCCUCCAAAGUUCGUGAAGCUGUAAACAAGCCGCGGAUGGACAGAGAUAGUAGCAAGGAAUCUUUUAAGAACAGUUUUUCGGGUCCUUUCUACAAAGGAGAGCACAACGAGCGGAGCCGGAGCACCACGCGGCGCCCUUGCGGACCCUGCGGAGAGCGUCCCACGAAUCCGUCUUCCUACGCUAAAACCAGACCCGAUCAGGCCCCGGGGAGAACCAACAGUAGUAGAGGCAGAGGCAGACCUAGUUUCACCAAUUAUACAAGUGUUACCGUAAGUAAUGUGAAAGCAUCUCGCCCUAUUAACCCGUCUCCAUCGCCAACGAAAAUGACUGCUGCUGGUAAAAAGAAUACCACUGAAAAGAGCAAAGAAGCAAUGAAUAACGCGAAAAGAUACGAAAGACUAAAUAAAUUAUGCGAUGUCCUCACUGUGACUCCGCAUAACAGCAAAAGAGUCACUUCCACCGGCAAAGAGGUCACUGCAAUGUACAGCACAGCUGCAUCCCGCGGCUCACUGCAGUCGAACCCGCGGCGCAGGCUCGGCCGCAGCCCGAGCCCCAGCCCCAGCCCCAGCCCGGCGCGGGUGCUGGAGCACUCGCGCGCCACCAACACGCCGAGCCACAGUAACAGCAGCAACAGAGGAAUGCUCUCCAGAGAUAUCUCCAAGACUUCGUUGAAGAAAGCUCUGUCUAAGCUCAAAUGUGUAGCCAAUCAGCGGGAGGGAUCGCUCGCCGGGCACUCGGUGGGCGCGGGCUCGCUGGGCGCGCGCCGCAGGGCUCCGUCGCCCGUAUUCCAGCGCUCGACGCGCGUGCACUCCGACGAGCGAACCAUCGCCACGCAGGGAGACCUGCUCAAUAGCAUAAAAGUCCAGAGAAGGUUACGAAAGAAAGACAGUGAUGAAAAAGUAGACAAGAAGAAAAGGUAG
Messenger RNA from Cydia fagiglandana, 2191 nucleotides. Its product is annotated as tyrosine-protein phosphatase cdc-14-like. Gene Ontology annotation, cellular component: cytoplasm. Gene Ontology annotation, molecular function: protein tyrosine/serine/threonine phosphatase activity; protein tyrosine phosphatase activity. NCBI's taxonomy places the organism in Eukaryota, Metazoa, Arthropoda, Insecta, Lepidoptera, Tortricidae. Gene Ontology annotation, biological process: regulation of exit from mitosis; protein dephosphorylation; microtubule cytoskeleton organization. The record is from RefSeq and is a predicted model, not a curated record. The transcript has 14 exons. The coding region runs from base 77 to 2191 and encodes 704 amino acids.